AUGUUUGAAUUUGUUAAUGAACUAAUAGCUGGUUUCAGCUAUGAGAAAUUUAUGAGAUUGGUAAUCAUUCUAGGUGGCUACAUUUUGAUUAGAAAUCUGGCUCAAAGGGAAUUGGCUAAGAGAAAAUUAUCUGCUCAGUUACGUGACGAUAGAAAAUUCAAAUCAGAAAAAAACACUGAACAAUAUCUAGAGGAUCCAAAAGAAGAAGAGAAGAAAGAAAAGGAAUUGGAAGAAGCUGCUGCUUCUUCUUUCGGUUGGGGUAAUAAGACAAGAUUAAGAGUUAAGAAACAACAAAAAUCUUUUGAAAAAGCUGUCGAUAGAUUACAACAACAACAACAGAACGCAUUGAGCAUAGAAGAUGAAGAUGCUGAUAUCCAGGAAUUAUUAGAGGAUUAG
This is a messenger RNA of Tetrapisispora phaffii CBS 4417, 396 nucleotides long. It is a transcript of the gene PGA2, whose product is annotated as Pga2p. The transcript has a single exon. Bases 1 to 396 code for a protein of 131 amino acids. The record is from RefSeq and is a predicted model, not a curated record. Gene Ontology annotation, biological process: protein transport. Lineage: Eukaryota; Fungi; Ascomycota; Saccharomycetes; Saccharomycetales; Saccharomycetaceae.